Messenger RNA from Homalodisca vitripennis (glassy-winged sharpshooter), 2258 nucleotides. RefSeq names its product neutral and basic amino acid transport protein rBAT-like. Bases 317 to 2116 code for a protein of 599 amino acids. Gene Ontology annotation, biological process: amino acid transport; carbohydrate metabolic process. The record is from RefSeq and is a predicted model, not a curated record. NCBI's taxonomy places the organism in Eukaryota, Metazoa, Arthropoda, Insecta, Hemiptera, Cicadellidae. The transcript has 10 exons.
CUGGAGAUUGCAUCAUCAAUAAACACCGCCAACUUGUCCAUUAUCCCUCCCAUUCGAGUUCCUGGAAGCUUUCUUCUCGGUCAUCGAGUAUAAACCAUUGUGGGAUACUGUGCUUAUUUGAACGGUUGGAGUUCUUGUGCAUUGUGAUCUUAGAGGUCAACAAAUUAUUAUAGCUACAUAAUUGGCUUACCUUUCCAGAUCAACUUUGGUAACUACCAUAUGAUUAGUUUUGGUGCAGCAAUCAUUAAUUUGUGACUUAAGUGGUAUAUUUUGUGUGAUUUAAAAUCUAAUAGCAUCCUUAUUGUAGUAAUCCAUCAUGGAGAAAGAUUCUAAUCUUGCAUCACCCCAGGAUGAUGGAGCAGGUGAAAAAUUGGUUGAUGAGAAAAAUGGUCACAAUUCCAAAGGGAUUGAGGUUAAGUAUAUAACUCCUAGUUCUCAGAAUGGUGAUGCUAAAAUUGAUAUUGAAAAUUUAAAAUCAGCAUUUGCUGGAAUGGGAAAAGAGGAGCUUAUGAAAUUUGCUAGUGAUCCCUUUUGGGUGAGAACAAGAUGGUUUCUCUUUAUAUUGUUUUGGCUGUUAUGGGCUGCUAUGUUGGCAGGAGCUAUCGCCAUAAUAAUUCUUGCUCCCAAAUGUGCUCCUCCAACUCCUAGAGAGUGGUGGGAACAGAGCCCUCUGUACAAGGCCAAUGUUGCUACAUUUACUAAGGAUUCUUCCAAACUGCAAGGCGAUCUAAAAGGUUUCACAACAAAAUUGGAGUACUUAAGCAGCCUUGGAGUGAAAACUGUUGUUCUUUCUAACAUCCUUAAAGUAUCUGACAAGGAAUCAGAUGGAGUCGAUGAGUUCAAGACGGUUGCACCCUCAUUCGGCACACUUGAAGAUCUGAAAGCCUUGAUUUCUGCUGCUAAAGAUAAAGGCUUGAAACUGUUAUUGACACUAAUACCCAACCACUCAUCUCUCAAGAGUGACCUCUUCAACAAAUCUGCUUCCAAAGACCCACUCUAUGAAUCAUUUUACAUCUGGGCUCCUGGUAAGGGAUUCACUUCAGAAGGCAUGCCCGCACCACCCAACAAUUGGCUGAGCAAGAGUGGCAAUUCGGCUUGGGAAUGGAAUGAGGCAAGAAAAGAGUUUUAUCUCCACCAGUUCGACAAAGAAGAACCUGAAUUCAACUUCCGAAACCCAAAAGUUGUAAAAUUCUUUGAUGAUGUAAUGCAAUUCUGGCUGGAUUUGGGCUUCAGUGGAUUCUAUUUAGAACGCACCAAGUAUCUGAUUGAAGACGCAGAGUUACGUAAUGAGACUGCCAAAAGAGACAUUGGAUCAGCAACCCACACCGAAUAUGAGUUCUAUGAUCACUUUUACACGGAGAACAAUGCCGAGUUGGCACCUCUGCUUCAUGACUGGACCGAACGCCUCGCAAACUCUUCAGGAAUCCUGGUUGUAGACGAUCUGUCAGUGACUGCCAACCGCUCAUUAGCUCACCUGAUAGUGCGACCACAGACUCUGGAGCCUUACCCUAUCUUCACGGCAGAGGAUAUGGUCACAUUGAUCAACAAAAAUCUCAAAGUCAACCCUUGGCCAGCCUGGCAGAUAGAGGUGAAAAAUGAAGAACAAGGUAGUCCCCUAGCCCAGUGUGUGCUGUUGUCAUCUGUGUUGCUACCUGGAGUACCCGUUACUUUAGCAGGACAGGAGCUGGGACUCAGCAACCUCCAGGAGAUACCCUGGGACAACACCACAUAUCCAGAGAGCCAAGAAUCUGAUGUGGUCUCCCAGCAGAACAACCCUCACAGUUUGUACACUGCUUAUAAGGAGUUGGUAGAAGCCAGAAACUCUCCCCAGAUACUGCAUGGCUCACUGCAGCUGCACAUCUUCAAUGGCACUUCAGUUUUAGCCUACACUCGAAUCAAGAGUGGCAAUCCUGGGUACCUGGUGGUGUUCAACACUGGGACAGAAGAGACGACUGUGGAUGUCCGUCAGAUGAAUGGUGUUCCUGACGAGCUGACCCUAGUGGUCACCUCUGACAUCGACUCCAUGGCUGACAAAUCCAAGUUGAUGAGUGAAGCUGUGACGCUGCCAAGUCGAGCAGUUGCUGUAUUCCGCUUUGUUCCAAAAGCAAAGGAGUAACUCAUUGCAACGGUUGUAAUUUUGUAUUUAGUUUUAUUAAAUUAACUUCUUUUAUUACAAAAUGUUUACUUUUUAAAAUACUAGUGUAGAAGACUUGUCUAAGUUUUGCUUGUGUAACUCAAUAUUAAACUUUGCAAAUCAC